AACUAUAGAGUUUUUCGGUCCGCCCCCGUUUUCUUUCCCUCUCUGCCUCUCUCCUCUCUCCUCUUUUUCCGUUUCCUUCUUUAUUUUCCAAUGAAUUUUAGUUGAUUUGAUUAUAUUGGGAUUGCAAAUCGACAAACCCUUUCGUCCUCGGAUCAUUCAUACACGUUUUUGCCCCUUUCUAAUCCCCUUUUCAUCUCUCUCUCUCAGAAAAUCAUACCUUCCCUCUCUCGCUUUGUGAAUAUACUUCCUUCAUUAACCUUCUCUAGUUCUUCCUUUCUUUGAUUGUUCUAAACAGUACCAAGACGAUACCAGAGUCGAAGCAUCUACAAUUUAUUGUACAUGGACGAAUACCCUAGUAAAAGAGUUGCUGAUGGAUACACAUCCAGAAGGGGACCCAAUGCUGUUUUGAAAGAUACUGCAAAUAGCAGAGACCAAGAUGGUAAAUAUUGUAGCCGAAUUGGUUGCAGUGGCAGACUAAACUCUCCAAAGAGCACGCGGAGUAGCUAUUCAGAGAAACUUAAAUCUCCAUUACAGUCUUUUCGAACCUCUUCAAGUGGCAAAGAAAUAGCUGGAAGUUCCUCUAGGACAUACUAUGCUGUUCGAGGUUCCAAGAAAUCUGUAGCUGAAACUCAGAGAAAACUAUCCACCCAGUUAGAAAUAGACUCUUCAGAAACUAGUAGCACUCAGGAUGAUCCAGAGAUUUCACAAGUCAUCCCUUCAAACGAAAGGAUACGAACGGGACUUCAUGUUAGUCUUAAAAGUUCCGAUUCCAUUGAUGACGCAAUGAUGGAACCAGGAAGCUCCAGUGUCGCACCAAACACAAGAGGGCGAAGGGAUUUCAAUCAAAGAUCUGGAACGCGUAAUAAGGACACUCCAGCGAGUUCUUCUGUGUUGACAGGUUCUAAAAGUUCUCGCCCAACACCACGUGGUGGUGCAGGUAGGCAAACCUUGAGAAAUUUCAGAUGUAAUUCAAUAUCUGACGUCAUCUCAUCAGGUUGUUCUUCAUCAGAUCCAAAUCUUAGUAAACGGAAGGAUACAGAAAAAAAAAGGAAUCCUGAAGCAGAAAGUAGCUCUACAAAAGGAAAGAAAAUGAAUGGAUCAUCCUCGGAAAGAAGGAUUACUAGCUCUGGUUAUGGCGUUUCUAUAUCUGAUUCAAGAGGAGCCAAAAAUGGAACUUCUAACAGGGAUGGCAUUGCAUCAGGUCGUUCUAGGGCAUCAAUUAAUGGGACAUCAAGAGCAAGAUCACAUGGCAACAAACCUGACAGAAACACUACAUCUUUGCAUGAGUCGCAGUCCUUAAUCUCUCAGGUGUCGCAAGGCCAUCAACCCAACAGCUCUAUAGAUAAUAAUGCUCAUGAAGUCUCUACAGAGAUUUCAGACCACCCAAUUUCUUACAGAAGGUCAGAUAGUAUGAAUGAGAAUAUACUUAGUCAUAGACCUGCUAGUCCUGCAGACAUUGGAUUGGCUCGCUCUUUAACAACUCGAGAUAGCUUUCGGCACUAUGGUAUUGCUGAGGUAUUGUUGGCACUUGAAAGGAUUGAACACGAAGAAGAGCUAACAUAUGAGCAAGUAAUUCUUUUAGAGACCAACCUUUUCCUUAGUGGCUUAAACUUCUAUGAUCAGCAUAGAGACAUGAGGCUGGAUAUUGAUAACAUGUCGUAUGAGGAAUUACUCGCUCUAGAAGAGAGAAUGGGAACUGUGAGUACAGCAGUUACUGAGGAAGCAUUGUCACAAUGCUUGAAUAGAAGCACGUAUCAGUCUAGACAUGCAGAGGAUACAUCUGCCGGUGGCAGUGAGUAUGAGGAUGGUGUCAAAUGUUGUAUCUGCCAGGAGAGUACUCACAUGGAGAUGAAGUCGGGACGCUGCAGUGCGAGCAUACUUACCAUGAAGGGUGCAUAAACAAUGGCUGCGGCUGAAGAACUGGUGCCCCAUAUGCAAAGCAUCUGUGGAGGAACCUGCUUCGGCUUUGCCUUCAUAAUUCGUUUGAUUGUGUCCAAAAAAAAAAAAAAAAAAAAAAAAGGAGGAGGAGGAUUAAUCUUCUCCCCCCACCCAAGAUUUAUUGUACAUAGCAAUUCUGUUCUAUUUAAACCAACUUAAUAAGCACAGGCCGACCUUUGGCUUUGAAGUCCAAACUCAGUCUAAUUGGUGAAUGAUGAAAUCUCUCCACUUGUAAAAA
Molecule: messenger RNA, 2176 nt
Organism: Benincasa hispida (wax gourd)
Lineage: Eukaryota; Viridiplantae; Streptophyta; Magnoliopsida; Cucurbitales; Cucurbitaceae
Source: RefSeq, a predicted model, not a curated record